Messenger RNA from Mercurialis annua (annual mercury), 801 nucleotides. RefSeq names its product NADH dehydrogenase [ubiquinone] iron-sulfur protein 4, mitochondrial-like. The transcript has 5 exons. Bases 149 to 613 code for a protein of 154 amino acids. NCBI's taxonomy places the organism in Eukaryota, Viridiplantae, Streptophyta, Magnoliopsida, Malpighiales, Euphorbiaceae. The record is from RefSeq and is a predicted model, not a curated record. Gene Ontology annotation, biological process: electron transport chain.
AGGACCACUAGCCAGAAUGUUCUGGUAUUUUCGCGGCAACAAAUUUUUAAACCUCCCAGUUCUUCUUAUUCGACGACUAACAGAUUAAUCAUAAUUGAAGAAAUCAUAGGUUUGAAGUCCGAUUUCGAAACUCAAAACCAAAAGAAGAAUGGCGAUGUGUCGACAACGAUGGACACGAGAUCUAACUCGGGUUCUUGCAUGCUCAAGAAGGAGAUGCUUCUUCUCUACUGACGCCUUGGUGGAGGUUAAACCUAGCGAGAUUGGCCUUAUAUCUGGAAUCCCUGAGCAACACCUCCGACGAAGGGUAAUUAUUUACUCACCUGCUCGAACUGCGACACAGCAGGGCUCAGGGAAAGUUGGGAGAUGGAAAAUUGAUUUUUUAUCCACACAGAAGUGGGAAAAUCCAUUAAUGGGUUGGACAUCUACUGGAGAUCCUUAUGCCAAUGUUGGUGAGGCAGGACUCAGUUUUGACAGUGUAGAAGCUGCAAAGACAUUUGCUGAAAAACAUGGUUGGGAAUACACGGUCAGGAAGCGCCAUGCUCCUCUUUUGAAGCCCAAAUCUUAUGCUGACAACUUCAAAUGGAAGGGCCCUGUAAAGAGCGAUGAUAAUUAGUGCAACAGAUUGGACCUCAAAGGCUGUAAGCUUUAUCUAAUAUGUGCAUAAUAAUUUCUUUUCUUUGAUGCUCGACAUUCUGUAAGCUUUAUUGUAAUGCUAUUAGUAUAAUGUUAUUGUAUAUAUGCUUCAUAUCCUGUAAUGAAUUUUUUGACUAGAAAAAAGAAUGAUUGGGUGUGUGUGUGAAA